Messenger RNA from Effrenium voratum, 8857 nucleotides. Lineage: Eukaryota; Dinophyceae; Suessiales; Symbiodiniaceae. The record is from the annotation of a GenBank genome assembly.
GAAUGAUGUGGCCAUUCUUCGUCUUGCGGCCGCUGGGCAGUGGGUGCUCGGAGAUGUCGUAACGUGUAGGUCAGCAGAGUUGUCCAGUGUGCGCUUGCAGCACGAGGUUGUAGAGGUGGCGCGGGGCCGCGUGGUCGUGAAAGAGUUCUGCGAUGCUGCCGAUCCUGCCCAAGCAGUGCACCGCGCCAGGGCCAAGGCCGCUGAGGCUGCGUCUGUUUCUGAAAGCAGGACGCUUAGCUGGAUGUCAGCGCAGUCGCAGCCGCUCGCUCGAAGAUCGCUGAAGCCAGCAGCUGCAGAGCUGCAUGAAAAACGCUUUCCGGGUCACCGGGUGCUGCCUCGCGCAGACCGUCAGCGCUUUGAGUUUACACUAGAUGUGCCUUGCCCCCAAAUUUGGGAUAUGACCCCGUGGCGGUGCCGCAGCUGCGACUCCGAGACUUGGCAGGUGACACCUGCCGACAUGGAUGCCGAGUGCUCUCGUUUGGGCCUAGGCGCAGUGAUUCGCUGCGAGGAUACUAGGCACGGCAAGGUGUCUGCCUCUCCCUUGCUUCUGUUUUGGCUGCUCUUCAUGUUGUACAGCAACUUGAAUUUGCAUGCAGUGCGAAGGAAGCUACUGGAUCUGUAUUCAGCCUCCGUGCUGCAUGCCGCCCAGAUGACUCCGUCCCUUUCAGAAGCAGCGCAACUACGUUGGAUUUUGAUGUGCGUCCCAGACCACCAUGCCAUUAAGGCGGCAUCUGGCGCCACGGCCGCAGACUUGGCCGUCACGCACGCAGCUCAGGAGUUAUUGCGCGCGUGUGUGAAAGAAUCGGCGGCAAAAGUGGCAGAGGCGGUGGCGAGUGCACCUGCAGAAGCGCAGGAGCUGCGUGCGCUGCUUGCUUGCGAGAACGGUCAGGACCACGAGGUUUGGCCCGCCCUUUUCAAAGCCGCUCCUCCGCAUGGCGUGCUUGCGCGCACAGCGAGGCUGCUGGGGGCAACGCUGCCGGCCAAGCAUGGGUACUACAAUUAUCAGAGCAAGGAAGACUUUCUCGAUGAGGUUCGGCGCAUGGAAGCGUGGCUGCAAGGCCUCAUGCGCUGGCGGGAAGCUGCUUUAGCGCUGCACGCAGCAGGCAUUGAGUCGCACUCUGGGACAGUCCCUGUUGAGCGGCUGUGGGCGAACAUCGGCAGGUUCAUUCCAAAGGAAGCAACGAACAUCAGUGAGGCUUGGUGGUCUUUCCUAUCCAACCUGGCAUUCUUGCGAUUCAAUUACCGCCACUUCCACAAACAUGGAUUGCCCGGCUGGGCCCGGGAAGACACGCUGGUGCACGAACAGGUAGAAGGCGUCAUGAAGUUGGCGGAGGCAGUCUUGUUCGGAGGCGAGGAGUCGUUGGCCGUGGAGCUGGGCGCUUGGGCAACUAGCAUGGGCUGCGGUCAGCCAAGUCUAGCGUCUUCAGGGCAAGAUGAUGUGGAGGCGGAAGCCGCGAGCACGCCAGACUUGUACUGCCGAGUGCUAAAGCCAAUGUGGUGCCGCGCCUUGGCGAGCGGAGAAAAGAUGUUUGAGGCCCAGAGCUACAGGGAGAAAAAAGGCAACGCCAUGAAAUUCGCCAAAGCUGGAGUGUGGGUUUUGUUUGGAGAAAGCGGCUCGGAGCAAGUGGCUGGGGCUGCUGUGCUGGCAGGCCCAGCAAUGCGAAAUAUCAAGCUCGCCGAGAUCCAGGGCCGUGUGGGCUCUUUGCCUCAGCACUUGCAGGCCCCUUUCUCCGAGUACAUAGCAGGGGCAGUUAAGGUUGAUUUGGUUGACGUGCAGAUCGUCUAUGACCUGAGGAUGAAGCAGCUUGGCAGCGGUUCCGCGAACUCGUGGCAGACGCUCAAGUGGUACGACCGACCAACGCGAUCGCACGGCAAGUGCCUGCGAAUACUCAGCAAUGCUCGAGAGCCCCGAGUCGCCAAGUGGUACGAGCGACCAACGCGAUCGCACGGCAAGUGCCUGCGAAUACUCAGCAAGUCGCCCGACGCAUUCUCUUCGCAGCGCUCGCCUGGCGCGCCCAAGAUGGAGGAUCAGCAUUUUGGACUCAGAUUCCAAGAUUCUGCAGCAGCUGGCGCGAAGUGGAUCGCUGCAAACCAGCACGCUGAUCACAUGCAAAACCUUCUCAACAGCCUGGGGGUGGCCAAUGAUGAGUUAGCCGCGCGCAAGCUCCUCUUCUCGGACAACUUUGCUACCGGGAUGGGUACAGCCAAAGACACGGCUUCUACCGUUAAGGACUGGCUGCGCAUGGUGGCAGACGAAGAGCGUGGUCACAGAGUUGUCAGUUCUGACAUAUCCUUCGACCUGAGGCGCUGCCUGCCCGCGCCUUUCAUGCAAGCAGUGAAGAGCCUUAGCGAAGGGAACGGCUUGCACGACGAAGCCUUGGCCUGGUGCUUCUAUGCUAACAUAGCAUUUCUAGAGCACCAUGGCCGACGUGUUGGCCACAAGUCAGGAGAGCACACUGAGGCGCCCAACAUCCCAGUGCUAGUGGGAGGUCCCCCGUCUUCAAGGAAGACUUGCUUGAUAGCCAUGACGACCGACUUCAUGUUGCAAGCGCCCGAAGCGCCCCAGUUGAUGCAAAAGCGGGAGUGCAUCAUCGCUGAUGCCACCGUCGCUGGCAUCCGCUCAGCAAUCUUCAAUUACAACAGAGCUGCGGUUGUCGCAGAUGAGGCUUCCAACGUCUACGAAACUCCUUGGUCAGAGAAGGGGUCUGGGGGAAUCCAUUAUUUGAGCAAGGCGAAAAUGAACACCUAUGUUCUCAGUGAAGCCGAUGACCAAGCCACAGGGCGAGGGCAAGUGCAUUUGGGGUCCACACAUCACCCAUAUCUCUUUCUUCACAAGGUGGCAGGCCAAACCGAGAUCAUCGAGUUCAUUGCGCAGCCUGUUGCGCACGGCUUCAACAAGCGCUUCAACCUUGUCUUUGCGCCAGAAAGGUCCCCGGAGUCGGCUGAAGUCCACACUGCUAGCGCGAAGGCCUUCUUCACACAGCUACACACUUGGCUGUACAAGAAUGCUUGGGGCACGGAAGGCAACCACUACUUGGACGGCUACGCGUUGACCUGCUACCAGAGUGUCAAGCAGGCAGUGGAAGACUUUAUGGAAGAGAGAGGCAGCCAGCUUACCAAGGAUGCGUGUCGCAAAGUCCGGUUCUGGUCCACCGACGUGCUACGCCUUGCCCAUGCAAACAUGCGGAUUUGUCAGUUCUCAGUGGUAGAGUACGGGGGCAAAGACGUGGCUCGAACAGAGGCAGCCAGAACCCAGCCAAACGUCUAUGAGUUCAUUUUGGCGGUGAACAUGUGGCUCCGGCAGCUGCAUGUGCACUUCAGCUUCUACAAGUGGUUCCGGCACAUGUCAGAUCAGAGGCCGGGCGGCUCUACUAAGGAUCUCACUGCUGCCAUGGAAAGAGCUGACGACGGUGAAGAGCGCAGCCGACUCAAGGCUAACUUGUCGGCCGAAGAUCGCCUGAGGCACGAGAUUUUGGCGCACGAAAAGGCCGCGGUUGGUGCAAAGAUUGCCAGUGACCAAGUCAGGCUGUGGCUCCGCAACCAAAUCUGGUUCAAGAAGCAGCGCGUCACAGCCGACCAGAUCAAAACUGCCCUGGCAGAUUUGCACAAAGCUGGCUUGAUGGAUUCUGACAGCUCCCCUGAGGCGGACACACAGUCUCCACUUGCCAAUGUUGCGGAGGCAAAGCGCAAAACUAAGAAAGGCAUCAAGCCGGUGGUGUACAUUAAAGAAGUCUGCUCGGGAGAUUGGAGGGCCUGGGCAGCGGCCCGCCGCCGUGUGGAAGCGUGGACACUUGCCGACAGAUCCGACAAGGACCGACAGCGCUGGAAAGAGACCGCGCUAUGCAACUUGCGCGAGGUCACGGCAGAGUUCUUCGCGCUACGUGCUUUCCUGGGAGCAGACCGAAGCCAGGAUGACCUGCACACGCUCACAAUGGUCGCUGCGGCGCUGGCGUCGUGUUCUGUGUUUGAGCGCCGGGUGGUGGUGGCUGCUCGCCCAAAUCUUGUACAUGUGCGGUUGGCAGACCGGCCACAGAGCUUUGCAGAUCAGGUUGUGGCUCGCUGGGGCACGCAUUGGCGCAGUCAAGCUGAGCACUGGCGCGCAAAGCUCGCCGUUGCUGUGGAGCAGGACGUCGCCUUGGAGAGGGAUCCCGUUUAUGGAGUGAUCUUUGAUGUAGAUCUUGCACGGCAUGGCUGGCCUGUCGAAAUUCCUCAGGCCAUUCGGGUACCGGCGUCUGUCGCAAUAGACACUGGCCACAGGAACUACUACGUCUCCAUGUGGGUAGUUCCGGAUGGCGCUGCGGGGUGGCCCGAACAUCCUCAGCUCUGCCGCCAAGCAGCGCCUGGUUCUCGGCUGUACCGGUCCGCUUGGAGUGUUUUCCGGGCGCCAACGUUGCCCAAUGACCUGCCCAGCACGCUCACUUGGUCGGACAUCUUGGAAGAUUCCAGGUUCGAGACCUUGAGAACUGAAUUGCGCAAAUGUGCGGAAUGCGCAUUGCAGUGCCUUGAGAACAAUUUGGCCGAAGUUGACAGGUUGCCCGGCAACAAGGCCAACAUCAAAAACAAUUGGAGGCGGAAAUGCAACGCCGUCAUCGGCCAAACGCACGGGCUGAGCAGCGCCCGCUUGCGCUUGGAUGAAUGGACUCGGCACAUCCCUGCCGGGCACAGCUACGCUGGCACAAGGAUGACAUGGCAAGAGUUCGUCGCGGCCUCUCCAUUGUGCCCUCUGUUGACCCUGAAGCCGCAGCACGGUCAAGCUCUCACCGCCGCGCCAGGCCUUCUAAAGGCGGCAGUCUGGAGAGCUCUUCACUACAGCGCUGUAUGGCAGAUGAUGGCUCAGCCUGUCCUGGGACACUUCGUCGGGGUUGUUGGUCACCCAAGCAAGCUUGGCCAGCCCGUGUGGGGAGACUUCCGAGAACUUCAGCGCGCAAAAGCUUCAACCCGCUACUGCGCCUUUUGGAUGGCCAAGCUGGACAACCCUGCGCUGUGUCGGAACUAUCGCGAUCUCUGGCAGCCGGAGUUCCGCGCCAGCACCCAAGACCUUGAAGUUUUCUGGAAUGCUGGGCGGCGCGUUGCUGGUCUGUCUGGUAGCGGGGAUUACCGUAGUGUAACCCUGCACGUGGGCAACCAGGAUCCCCUGCCCCCAGAGCUGCAGUUCCGAACCGGCGACCAGGUCUACCUGAUCGCCUUUGCCUCCUUGCACCAGGUGGCAUUCAUACACGAGAGCUUGCAGAAUGGGUUCCGGCGAUGCGAAUCGGCUGCUGGCCUGCAAGUGCCCUACACAGUGCUGCAGAUCCUCGGCAAGUCGAGCGCAGAGUGCCCCAACGUCCUUGACGCCUUAGGCGUUGCUGUGCCUGAGGGCUUGGAUGAAGAGCAGCGCGCAGUGGCGCAUGCCAUACUGCGUGGUCCUGGUUGCCUACAUUCAGUGUGGUCUCCUGCGGGCGGUGGCAAGUCCUAUGUGCUCUCCGCACUUCUGGGACAAUGGUCCCUGCGCAGCAGUGAGCAGGCGCUGUCUUUCUUCAUCACUGGACGAAAGAAGCACCGUUCGACUGCCUUAGCCUCACUUCGCGGCUUUCUGCCAGAGAGCGAGGUGUGGAUUGUGGAGGGCGCGGAAGAAGAGGCCAACGCUUCCUUGCACUUGCAAGCGCACGCGGCCGAGGCGGUGCGCUGUCGACUUGCAGCUGUGCUGGCUCGCAUUGACAAGCUCGACGAGCGCAUUGACUCGGUGGGCGCCGCAGAGGCAGCUGCGUUGCCGCUGCACGCCGAACGGGUGCAAACCCUUUUCGUGGACUACCUGUGGCGCAAGUACGAGGAGACAUCGAAAGCGCUACGCGAGGUGAAGGUUGCGGUGCUCACCGCUGAUAUGGCGCGAAAAUGCCUCUCGAACACGCCCAGCUGGCUGCGAGAUCGACAGCUGGACGUGCUCGUCCAUGACGAGAUCGAGAACGCCGAGCUCCUGGAGGUGCUAUCGCUCGGAAUCCAUUUCAAGAGUGUCAUCACUGCGGGAGACAACCACCAACGAUUGGAGAAGCCAAGGGCAAGGCCCCUUCUUCCAGCAAGUGAUACCGACUGCGGCCCCUCAAAUGAGUUCAACAACGCGCACCUGCCACCUUCCUAUUGCGCGGUGUCUGACUUCCUGGAAGCCUGCGCGAACAACGUCCAAAUCAAGUCAACGUGCCGUUUUGGCCGCGAUGUCGCCCGUCUCCUCACGGCAGCUGAGCUUUACAAGGAUGAUGAACUGCGAUGCCGUAGCGGACACGCUACAGCUGUGCACCUGAUGGGCUUGGAAGGGAGCCUGUGGGAGACAACGCAGCAGCCUGCAGAGCCGGGGAGUGUAAGCUGCGUCUUCGGGCAUUUCCUGUUCCAGACGUUUGCAGCGGUUGUCUUGGCCUGGCUGCACCAGGACAGUGACAGCACCAUAGCCGUGCUCUUUCUGUACCGGGCCAGCGUCGACAUCUUUGCCUGCUGGAUGGAGCGGCUUUCAGAAGAGCACCGCGCGCGAGUAGUUGUCGGCACGCCUGAUUCCGUGCAGGGAGACACGUACGACAAGGUGGUGGCUCUGUGCCUGCAGCGCCGCUUUCCUCACGAGAAGUUCCAGUCGCUGAUCACAGACGUGCUUCGCGUGGAUGAGGAGAUGCUGGGCAAGGUCUUAGCCAGGCUGGGACUUGAGGACCCGGCGAACCUAUGGCCCCUGGGCGGGUGGCCAUGCGAUCGGCGUGACCCGCAAUGCGGGCAUGAGGCAGCUUCGGACUUCAUGAGCCGGCCUGAUCUGUGGCUGCGGCGGUGGCAAAGCAUGGACUGGCACUAUGCGCCAAGAGCUGUGCCAGGACUGUGGGAGCCCGAAGGCGGGGGUGCAGCUGGCUUUGCUCGACCCCUGCUAGUGCCUCUUCUGCCACUGGUGUGCUACGCGCACCACGCUGCGUUCGUGCCAGUCAGCUUCGUGCUGCCAGGGGAGGCGGUUUCCUACGAGGAACAUGGCCUGGCGGACAUCAUGCAUGACCUCUGCUCCAAAACAGCGCAGAGCUGUGGCGACGUCGAGCACGUCACCCGGCACCACAAACUGCGGGCUGAGGAUGUCGGCGGAGCCACGUAUUACGCCCAGGCCUGCGCCAGCGUGCGCACGGCGCACAUCCUCUUGGCCAACGGGCAGUUGGCGCUGAAGGUCUACCACGGAUGUGGGACCGACCUUCAGAGGGGCGAUGUGGCAAGCCUUGUGGUCUGCAGCAACAGGCUGGACAUCCUGGCGCAAUUUUUGCGCUGGCUGCUGGCCCUGUCUGACCAAGUAAUUCAUUUCGUGGCCCAGAGCAAUACGUUCAGGGCGCACGAAAACUUGGGCGCGCUGAUGCACCCCGCGCUUCAGUGGCAGCAGCUGGAGCCUGGCGUCGCCCCCCGCCACAGCGUCGCAGCGUCGCAGCGCCGCCGCCCUCGCCGCAGCGUCGCAGCGUCGCAGCGUCGCAGCGUCGCCCGCCUCACUGCGGCGUCGCGGCGUCGGCCCUCCUGCCGCAGCGUCGCAGCGUCGGAGCGUUGCAGCGUCGCCCCGCCUGCCGCAGCGUCGGAGCGUCGCAGCGUCGCAGCGUCGCCCCUCCUUCCGCAGCGUCGGAGCGUCGCAGCGUCGCAGCGUCGCCCCCCGCCCGAAGCGUCGGAGCGUCGCAGCGUGGUGCGCGUGAAUUUGCCGCGGCACCGGGACACGGGCAACCUCAAGGGGGCCGCCUUUGUCGAGCUGAAGACGCUGGAGGUCUUCAACCAAGCUUUAGCCCUGGAUGGAUCCAUCUACAAGGGCGUGAGCCUCACCGUGCGCAGGGCCUCCGAGGGCAAGGGCAAGGGCGAAGGCAAGGGCAAGAUGAGCCGCAAGGAGCAGAAAGAGAAGGAGGACGAGGUCACGAUUGUGGUCAAAGGCUUCCCCAGUGAGGUGGAUGAGACGAUGCUGAGGAACGGCUUCGGAGUGUGCGGCACCAUCGUGCGGGUGUCGCUGCCGAGGGCCAGCGACGGCUUGCCCAAAGGGACGGCCUUCAUUCAGUUCACCACUGACGACAUGGUCCAGAGGGCCUUGGAGCUAGACGGAACUGACAUCUUCAGCACCGGCAACAUCAGUGUUCAUCGAGCAACUGAGAAGAAGGGGGGAAGCAAGAGAGGAGAGAAGAACGAUGACUUCACCGUGGUGGUGCGGGGCUUGCCGGACUGGCUGGGCGAGGCCCAGCUGCGCCAGGACUUCGGGGACUGCGGGCCGCUGCGGCGCGCGUCCAUGCCGAUGGAUGGCGAGGGCAAGGGCAAGGGCUUCGCCUACGUGCAGUACAAGAGCGAUGAGGCGAUGAAGAAAGCUCUGGAGUGGCAUCAGACCUGGUACAAGGGGGUCCAGAUCACCGUGGAGAAGCUAGGGGAAGAGACCAAAGGCCGCGGGCGUGGCCGCGGGCGCCGCGAGAAGAAAGAGAAGCUGCCGGACGGGCCCACCGUGCGGGUGACGGGGCUCAGCGACCAUGUCGACGAGACGAUGCUGAAGCAGGCCUUCGAGCCCUGCGGAGAGGUGGUGGCCUGCAAGGUGCUGGUCAGCGGCAAGGGCCGGUCCAAGGGCAAACCCCGUGGCACAGGUUUGGUGGUUUUUGCCACGGAGGAGGCACAACAAAAGGCCGUCGCCACGAUGGACGAGACGGACCUGGCUGGCCGCAAGAUCAGUGUGAAGGCCGAGGCGGAGGAGGCAAAGCUGGAUUUCAGCGCGCUGGAAGGGGAAGGCGACAAGACUCUGUUGGAGGAGGAGGAUGACGACGAGACUGGGAGAACUUUGACUGGGACGACGAGGACGAAGAUGACGAUGAGGAGGAUUCGGAGGAUUGGGAUGAAGACGAGGACGAAGAUGUACCAGUAG